Molecule: messenger RNA, 963 nt
Organism: Penicillium robsamsonii
Lineage: Eukaryota; Fungi; Ascomycota; Eurotiomycetes; Eurotiales; Aspergillaceae
Product: Rab family GTPase
Exons: 3
Coding region: 1-963 (320 amino acids)
Biological process (GO): intracellular protein transport
Cellular component (GO): endomembrane system
Molecular function (GO): GTP binding; GTPase activity
Source: RefSeq, a predicted model, not a curated record
AUGAGUUCAAGUCUUGAAGCUAAGAUCGUUGUGCUUGGAGCACAGGGGGUGGGAAAGACUGCGCUCGUGGAGAGAUAUUGUACAAACACCUUCAACCCCGCAGCGGCUUCAACCAUCGGCGCGUCGUUCGUGACAAAGCGCGUCCUCGAUUCCACGUCCGAUACCAUAGUCAGACUACAGAUAUGGGACACAGCUGGACAGGAGAGAUUCCGCAGCAUGUCGAGACUUUAUUACAGAGGAGCCCAAGCAGUGCUCCUGUGCUAUGAUAUCACCGACCAAAACAGCUUCCAAGAAAUGGCCGGCUGGCUCCGCGAACUCCGCAAAAAUAUCACACCCAGCGACGAUGGCACAGACUCACUCAUAAUCCACGUCGUAGGUACAAAGUCCGACAUUGUCGCCGAUGACCCCUCCCGCCGCCGAGUUCCCUUCGAGCGCACAAUCGCCUACGUUGCGGAACAGCUCUACCCAACCCAAGCCUCCACUCCACCACCAACCGCAAGCAUGGGCGGACUAGGCUUUGGGACAUCUGUGUUUGGCGGUACUAGUGGCGGUAGCAAUGCCAGCGCCAGCGCCGCAGCACUCUCAUCAAAUGCCCUACAGAGUCCGGACUCAAAGCGCAGUUCGGCGUUCUGGGGACAGGAUAUUGGGUGGGAUUGCUGUCAUGAGAUUAGCGCGCGGGAUGGCGAGGGAAUCGAUGAGGUUUUCCGCGUUAUCACGCGUAAGCUGGUUGAGCAGCGCAAUCGGCGGGAUACUGAGCUAGCGUUGUCGAUUGGCAGUGUCUCCAUAGCGAAUGGGGUUGCCGGACCGUUUAGUCCGGGGGUUGUGGAGGGGACCGGGAGUUUCCGGCUUGGUCAUGGCGAUAAGAGGAGGAGUUGGAUGGGUUUGGCGGCAGCUGUUGAUGUUGAGGGUACUGAGCAGGAGAGGAUUAUGCGUGCGUCGCGCAAUAAGGGGCGCUGUUGUUGA